GCCAUAAAUAGGUCUCUCUGCCGCAGUCAGACACAAUGGCCCUGGCCGGAGGGAUCUCGUGGGACCUGCUCCACUUUUGUGACUCCUUGUGAAUUUUUGGGAGCAUGUAAAACCUGCGGGGGUGAGGGUCUGAUUCGCCCAAGAGGUACGUUUUUUUGUUUGAAAUUAAUAAAUCUUUUUUGUAAUUAAUUUUGUAUGACUUUUUCAACUAUGGGGAUGGUUUGUGGGUAAAUGGGUUUGUCCAGCUAUGUGUAGUAGGUGGUGUCUCCUCAACUGUUGAAUACCUUCCCAGAUGUACUGUGUCCACUGCGCUUCCUUUGUCAGGUGGCUUAAUGACAAUGUGUUUAUUUUCCCUCAGGCUAUGGAGAGCUUUGUCUCGUGUCAGGUUUGCCGCGACAGCAGCCCGACCCGAGUGAGGGGAGCUCAUCAGCCUGGACCAUCGCGUGGAAGUCUGGAGGCAGCAGUCCAGGCCAAAGGAGAGGAACACCUUCUCCACAUUGGAAGCAACCUGGUCUUGUGUAGGAUGGCCUCAGCGUGGAGGAAGUUGGCCCCCUGGUGGCUGUCCAUUUGCAGUUCAGGGGGCUGGAAGGAUGGUAUACGGCUGAUGUGUGAUUCGCCGAUAACCGGUACCCUUUUCGUCACCGACAGAUGCCAGUCCACCAUCUUGCGUGUAGUGCUAAUGUGUCUGGUGGACUUCUUAGUGGUGGGUGUCACGGGGCUGGUUUGAGUGAUACCCUGCACUAUUUAUGUGCACUGUGGGACAGAAAUUAUAUUUUUAGUUUUUUGCAUUCCAGGAAAUAGAUGAGACCAGAUGGGAGACGUGUUGGGGAGAGAUGGGGCUGGCAAGGGCGCUAAAGGUUCCCGCUGCUACGGUUGUGAGUCCCGAGGCUCGACGGAAGGGGCCACGGAAGGCGUCCGCUCCUCAGGUGAGACUGGAGGUGGCGUGCUGCAGGUCGCAGGAGGGAGCACGCCCGUGACACAGGACCAAGGGAGCCUCCAGAAUGGAGCCGUCCUCAGGCCUGCUGCACCUCGCACGUUGUGGUGUCUCUCCCUCUGUGCUCUGUCUAGGUCGUUCCGUGGCUGCAGAAGAGGGCAACAAGCGGGGGAAGGGAACUGGGGUCACCUGCCCUCACGGGCCUCCCCCCUGCUCCACCUCAGGGAUCCAGUCCCCGCCGACAGGGUCGGUCAUGGUGGCCACCGUUGUGCGAGCGAUGAUCUGCGGCACCAACGGCGGCGGGGGUUAUUCAGGGCGCACCCUCUCACGGGUGUCCACAAGGACCGAGACUAUUUGGGCCUCUGCUUGUUUGAGGCCUCAUUGUGUAGGGCCAGGGUGGUUUCUGACUUGAGCAGCCCGCUGCGGAGUGAGUGCCUGCUGCCACUGAAGGCAGUCCUGGGCAGCAUCUUCCCAGCAUUCUGGGCUGAUGUCAAAAGACUUGAGGUCUUGUUUGCAGACGUCCUUGUAACACAGCUGGGGACGGCCAAUCUGGCUCUUGCCAGUUGUGAGUUCAGCAUAGAGGAUAUGCUUUGGAAUUCGCCCAUCCGUCGGACAUGGCCCAGCCAGCGGAGACGUCGCUGCCACAGUGAUGCCCAGUAG
Molecule: messenger RNA, 1594 nt
Organism: Nerophis lumbriciformis (worm pipefish)
Lineage: Eukaryota; Metazoa; Chordata; Actinopteri; Syngnathiformes; Syngnathidae
Source: RefSeq, a predicted model, not a curated record